GCUGGGCGCCCGCGGCGUCACCGGGCAGCGGGACCGCGGCGAGCCCGGCGGGGCUCGCUGCCUCCCUCCCUCCGCUCCCCGCCCUCCGCUGGGCACAGACUUCGCCGGCGCCGUUUCCGGGACUUAUUCCUGAGUCAGGGAAAAGGCGUCUGGGCUUACAGGAGAGGCGGCGGAUUCCCCGGAGCCCGCGGCGCAGCCGUUAACUCGCGGGGCGCGGGGCGGUCCGGGGCUCGCCGGGAGCACGGAGCCGGCCGGGCUGGGAUCGCUGGAAUCGCAUCCGCUCCGCUCCCGCCGCCGCCGUGGGGGAGACGGAGACGAACCGCCCCCGCCUUGCGGGCGUUUAAAGAUUAGGGGUCCGCGGCUAUGUCCCAAACCACGGGAUUUGGAUACAAGCAAGUUCAGCUUUGCCGGUUAUCCUAACAUUUCUCUGCGUGUUGACAAAGGAAUCUGUAGAAAUUGCUCCAGUGCCAUAUACACUGCAAGUCCAUCGUGUAGCUCUGGAUGGAAGAGACCCCUCUAACCCCUUGAGGAGAGAAAAGAAGCAGGUGCAUUGUCAACUGGACCAAUACCUACAUCCUAGAAAGACCCACUGCUGCAUGAGGUGUCAUGCAGGUACCUACAAAGCAAGAGACUGUGAUCGGCCUGACCAGGCACCUGUCUGUCUUCCGUGUGCUAAUGGCACAUUCACAGCAGUUGAUAACAUCAUGUCUAAAUGCUUCCAGUGUACACGUUGCCGUACAGAACUCCAGCAGAUAGUAGAGGCCCCCUGCACCCCAAAGCAAGAUACUGUAUGUGGCUGUCAGAAGAAUCAAUAUCAGUUUGGUUCUGAAUCUGAUCUCUUCCAGUGUAGGAACUGCAGCUCAUGUGACAAUGGGAUUAUUGCCAGCUGUUCGAAGGACAGGAACACAAUUUGCAGGUGUAAGCCUCAGUUCUUCCUGUCACGUAGUAACAUUUGCAAGCCUUGCAACAGCUGUGCUGGAGAAGAAUGCUUGCAGUGUCAUAGCCCAGUGACUACCCCACCAACUUCAGCCGGGCUGAGUGGGACCCUUGUCCUUGGCAUCCUUGUUGCAAUAUUUGGAGUUAUCUCUAUCCUCUACAUUGUAAAUAAAGUAGGGAAGCUGGUCCGGGAAAAUAGGAUAAUGUCGCCUUUCUACUCCUGUGUUUCUUUGCCACAGACAACCAAGGAGCCAGUAUCAGAGGUUGAGGUAAAAAGAAAUGAAACUUCCAUCCUUCUUCCUGAGUCCCAGAAGGAAAUAGAAUUGCCAGUGAAUGCAACACCAUCUGCACCUCUGCCGCAAAGUUCACAUGAGUUACCAGACUGCGUCAGACCUGCGAGGAAGACACAGCUUCCAGACAACCCUGCUAUUCUCUACACUGUGGUGGAUCAUGUACCGCCAUCUCGGUGGAAAGAGUUUGUGCGGCGUCUGGGUCUGAGUGACUAUGAUCUAGAGCGAAUUGAGCUGGACCAUCGGCGUUUACGAGAUGCUCAGUACGAAAUGCUUAGACUGUGGAAACUGCAGAUGGGCCGUGCUGCAACUGUGGAGCACAUCAGCUCUGUUCUCAACCAGAUGGAGCUCAGUGGCUGCAGUGAUGCUAUUCAAGAGGCUUUGCUAAACCAGAACUCUCCUCAACCUUGCAGCCUCCACAACCAUCUUUAAUCUAUUUCCGCUUUAGUUGCCUUUGCUAUGACUGUUAAGAGAGGAUCAUAACUCUCUUACUUUUUGCAUAUCUCCCCAUCUUCCUAACACUCGUCAGCUGGGUUUGUUGGAGACAGCAGCAGAUUAUGCUAGAGGAAGGCUGAGGUUUUCUUCUCAACCAGUCAACACCUUUAAGCCACGACAGACCCCUGCAACAACUCCUUUUCCAAGGAGGGAAAGCACCUCAUAAAGGAAGAGGUGUGUGGACUCUGACCAAGAUGAAAACAGGAGCUCCAAGUGACUUGAUAGAUCAGCUGCUCUAUGGAUAAGUUGUUGCUGAAAGAGGUGCUCCACACACCAUGUGGUGGGUAAACUUGUAGGGUAAUUUGGUUAGGUUACCCAUUCAGAUGCUAAAGCACUUACUCACUUCUUGCAGGUCUAUUUUUCUGCGAGAUCAACCAGUUGAAGUGGCUCACAUUGCAGCCUUUUGAUUGCUCAAUCUUACUCGGGAAGUGGUGGGGGGGGGGAGGGGAGAAUGUGCCUAUUUCUGGAAGCAGGAGAGGAUUGCCCCCUCUCGGUAUCAACUAGGAAUUAUCGCUGUGGCAAAAGACUCGUUGAGAUUCAGAAGUGGUGGCUCUCUGUGAGAAAGGGGAGAAUGGUAUCCUUUACACACCAUUUCCCUCAGGCUCCAGAGGAGUAAGUGUUCUGAGCCAGUGAGUCAGAUGAGAGAGUUGGUGCUUUUUUUCUGAGUUUUUUUCUAUACCUAGAAACCAUGUAAGUUAACAUUAACAAAACAUGCCUGUGUGUUUGUCUAGAGUGGGAAGGAAUGCAUGUAUAUGUCUGGGUGAGAUGGUACCUGUGCACCUGGUAGCAUGAGCACCUCUGCAAAUCUGCACUUCUAUGCAGGUUGGUAGGCUCAUGUCUACCUGCUUAUCUAUCUGAAUGAUUCAAUGAAUCUAAUCUAACUGCAAAUGGGACUGUGUAUGUGUCUGUAUAUAUAUUUUAGCAACUGUUGAAUAACUUCACACUACUUCCUGAACUGCAUUCUGUGAUUGCUGCUUGGGUGUGAGAGCCAUUUGGUACCAUGUCCAGGCUCUCACCAUCAUUUUCUCACUGCUAUUACCCUGGGUGAACCAAAAGUAGCAAAAUCAAUCAGCCUGCAUCAGAUGCAGGUUAUCCACACAUUUGUGACAUCAAUUUUUUUUAGUCUCUCAUCCCUUGACCAGAGAGAAACUUUCUAUUGUAAAUACACUAAAUUCUCUGAAUUAAAAUUAAUAUUUUUAUCUC
This is a messenger RNA of Pseudopipra pipra, 2924 nucleotides long. It is a transcript of the gene TNFRSF1A, whose product is annotated as TNF receptor superfamily member 1A. Gene Ontology annotation, molecular function: tumor necrosis factor receptor activity; tumor necrosis factor binding. The transcript is spliced from 10 exons. Gene Ontology annotation, biological process: inflammatory response; signal transduction. Bases 597 to 1658 code for a protein of 353 amino acids. The record is from RefSeq and is a predicted model, not a curated record. Gene Ontology annotation, cellular component: membrane raft; signaling receptor complex. Lineage: Eukaryota; Metazoa; Chordata; Aves; Passeriformes; Pipridae.